AGAAUCCCGAAGGGCAGUGCGCGGGGGUGGGGCGGUACGGAUUGCCGGUCCUCCAGCAUUCCAGGAUCCGGCGCGGCGGGUUGGUCCUCCAGUGUCCCGGCGGCCCCGUCACCCGCUGUGUGAUGGUGUAACACUCACAGGCAGCGGCUUGGGAGGCCUGUCCCCGGCCGGCGAGCGGGCGGGCGGGGCACCGGAGCGGGGCUAAAGCAGCAAAUGUUCGCGAGCGGAUCAGCGGGGGGGUGGAGGGGAAUGCUUUAAUAUUUGAAAAGAAAUUAAAGGAAUUUAACUUGGAUCUGAAGGAACUCGGGGACUGAGCGACUGUUGCAGAUUAUGGCAUCAACCACAGAGGAUUUGAAUGCAGAGAACCAAUUUUCUCCAGAACCUGAACCCAACAAAAUUCAGCAUGGAGUGCGGGCUGAAGUAUCGCCUGAUGCAAAAUGUCCUAUCUGUCUGGACAGAUUUGACAACAUGUCUUACAUCGAUCGAUGCUUCCACAAAUUUUGCUUUCGUUGCAUUCAGGAAUGGUCCCGUAACAAAGCAGAAUGCCCUCUGUGUAAACAACCUUUCAACUCCAUUUUCCACAGCGUACGAACUGAAAAUGAUUUCCAAGAGUAUGUGCUGAAGGCAACAGAGAAUGGCUCAUUCGGCAGUCCAGGUGGCCAGAGAUUUAGAUACCGCACCACCUUAACCCGAGAACGCCGCAUGGCUCACCAGCCUCGGAGCUCUCCCGUUAUCUCCCAGUUGCCCGACAACGGGGUGGUGUUUGAGGGGCUGGGGCGCCAACCCCGGCCACAACAGGGCCGCAGCUUGCGCCGCAUGAUGACUCGGCUGAGCGCCCGGAGGAGGGCACAGUCCCAAGGGGUGUCCACUCGGCAAAUCCAAGAGCAAGAGAUGGUCAACUUUAGACGAGAAUUGUACCGGUCAGGAGUGCGGGUCAGGAAUGUGCAAGAUGGCGGUCGCUACCGUGACGUCUCUGCUGACUUCUUCCGCCGUAACGCUGCUUGCCUCCAUCGUUUGAUGCCUUGGCUAAAGAGGGAACUCUGCGUCUUAUUCGGCUCCCAUGGUUCUAUUGUCAACAUUGUGCAACACAUCAUCAUGUCCAACAUUGUCCGGUAUGACAUGGAGGGCGAGGCAUUCCAAGAGGAGUUGAGACCCUUCUUGCUUAGUCGCACCGACCACUUUUUACAUGAGUUUAUCAGUUUCGCAAGGGCUCCAUUUAACAUGGAAUCGUAUGACCAGAGAGCCAACUAUGACUGUCCAGCCCCAUCCUAUGAGGAAGAAAGCGACUCUGAUUUGUCUGUAAUCGCAAUCUCACCUGACGCUGCCAGUCCUCGGCAAGCAGACAGACCAACGCCUAAUCCCUCAGAGCUGGCUCUUAGCCUAAGUCAGGCAACGUGGGAUGAUGAAACUCCUGGCCCUUCCUACUCGGUGACAGAGACCUUGGAGGCUGGGAAUUCCUCACCUGAUGAAGCCUCUGUUGUGUCUGAAGAGGCUUCAUCGCAGCCUGAAACAUCGUUGCCUGUGGUGCCAAUUAAGGCUGAUCCUGGUACAAAGGAUGACAGUUCAACCCGCUCGGGAGAUGAUUGCUUAAUAGUGGGUUAUGUGAAGCCUUUGGCUGAAAGGACUCCUGAGCUUAUUGAAUUGAGUUCAGACUCUGAGGUUUCCACGCAUGUCACAAGCACAGAGGUUGUUGCGCAGCCCGUGCACACACGUUUCCACAGCAGCAGUGCUAGUAGUUGCUGCUUGUCGACCAGGUCGUCCUCAACUAGAUCCUCUGUCUCCAGGGACCGGUGGAAAAGAAAGAAGUCAAAACGAAAGAAGAGGAGUAAAUCAAAAAGAGAGAAGCGUCGGAAAAAGAGUUCCCAUUCUGGAGGCAGCACCUCAUCUUCAGGCAGACACAGGGCAAGGGCAUCAAGUAGGGUCAGAAGCAGUUCUAAGGAUCGAUCCAGGUUCCAAUCACAAAGCAGAGACAAGCGUGAUCUUCGGAGGCACCAGCGAUCAAGCAGCACAGAAAGAACUACGGUGGCUUACUCCUACAGUAGAAGUGAGCAUCGAGCCAAGGACUGGAGCCAAAGGACUACUAGAGACCAAUCUUCUUUAGGAGGUAGAGCCAGGUCAGCCAGCCGAGAAACCUGCGCCUAUCAAAUGCGGAACAGAAAGAGGUCAAGGAACCGAGAGAGGGCAUCAUCUACGAGAAGUCGAACGAGGUCCCAGAACAGUGACGGCGUGGUUUACAGGCACCGACCUAGAUCACGCUCUUGGAGCAGAGGCUAUGCUACAGUGAGAGACAGGAGAAGAUCCAGAAGUAGGGAGAGGACAUACAGCUAUAUGAGGGAAUACCAGGAAAGAGACAGGGGUUUCUCAUAUCAGUGGGAAAGGUAUAGUUACCACAGUAGAACACACAAUGGUCAUGAUUCAGUAACCAGAAACAGAACUCGCCACAGGAGAACGUCACCUUGUUCAGAUUAUAGAAUUCGAUCUAGUUCUGAAAGUACGAGCUUCAGAAGCCCAAGUAGCCACAGGGAAGAUGUCUAUUAUCAGUACAGAAAUUAUCAUUCAAGAAGUCCUUCAAGUACCCAGUCUAGAACUACCUCUGGGCGAACUGAUAAGUUGAGGCAAGAGAAACCUGGAGGCAAAAGGAAGUAUAAGACUCAUUAUUUGGAAAGUUCAUCCAGCAAAGCUGACAAAAGUGCCAAUUUACAGAUUGCUAAGUUAUCAUCAGAGAUUCACACUUUGCCGAGAAGGGAGGGCAGCUCUCCCAGGCCUCAUUCUCAGUGCAGUAGCUACUCAAAAAGUGGCUCGCUGGUGGCUGAGAGCACCAUAAGCAGUGAACCCAAGAUGAAAAGGCACAGAGAGAAGCGGAGGAGUUCCAGUGUGGAAAUAGUGUACGAGGGAAAGGCAACUGAGGCAAGCAGGCAUCAUGAGCGAAAGAAGAAACACAAGAAGCGGAGGAAGGAGAAAAGCAGCGAAAGGACAGAUUGCACAAAUCAUUCACCACUUGUCAUAACUAUUGAAAGUGAUAGCGAUGAGGUGGUUGUUGCAAGCAUGGACAGUGACAACAGCACCAUGAACAAAACCACCAAACAUCUUAAGAAUAGCAGUUUUGAUCUUGCUGAACAACACAUCACAGAGAAUCAGACUGCCCAGGACCUCCCCAGUGCCACAGACAAUACUUUAUUCAGGAACACCAGCACAGAGUCCUUGGACGUGUGUGGGCUGCCCACUGAUUCUGAUCUUACUCCUCCAAAUCCAAACAGAGAGACUUGUCUUAAACAAGAAGGUGUAAAUCCAGUGACCAAUGUAGGCGAUCAUGAGAAUUUUAAGGGGCAAGAGCAAGACAACAGACAGCACUGUCCUUCACCAAGGACGACUCUUUCUAAAAACACUUCAGACAGACCACCUUUGAUAUUGAAAAUCCCAAAGAGGUUCUUUAAUGGCACGAAUCUGUUUAACAGUUCAAUGGAAAAUGCAUAGAAACAGUUUCCUGAGACUAUUUGAAUUUGGAAAUCGCUCCUCCCACCAGCCAUCCCCACCCCUCACUUCCACUCCAGGGAAUUUUAUUAGAUUCGUAUCGUAGCAUCAAGAGGAUUAGUAAGUGUGGUCAUCAAGCUAGCAUCAGAUGUACAGAUUUGUUUAAAAAAAAUAAACAAAAAAAAUUCCUGUGACAUUACUGCUAAUACUGUACUGAUCAAUUUUGUGUGCAGAGAUUGCUAUACCGUGACCCUGAAGAUGUAUGGUGCAUCUGUACAUUGGGAAUUUUUAUAGCUAUUGCAUUUUAAGGUUGGACUAUUGCAGUGCGGUGAAGAGUUGUGUGGAUUAAUUUAUUUAAAAGUUAUCUUUUCAUCUUGAUUUUAUCAUUAAGUAGAUCACACAAGUUAGCCCUUUAAUUGCUCCAGACUCUCAGUAAUCAUACACUUUUCAGGCAGGGGUUUUCAGACAGGUUAAUAGCAUUUGCACUUCUGUAAAUAAUCAUACUUGAAUGUUCUAAAACAGUUGCCAAAUAUAUAGAACAAUCAAAUUGGCUGUUGGCAAUAAAGUUCCUUUUUUUAAAAAUCAUUUUACAAGAAUAGUUUUGAUGCAUUUUCUGGUGAAAUUUCUGCAGACCACAUUGAGGGAUGUUUUGCAGAGAUGUGGAAUACUUGCACCCUCCAUUAAUGACAGUAUCUGUUGGAUCAUGGACCAGCUCUGAAGCCCCAAGCUUCAACCAGACUUCACCAGCAAUAACAAAUCAACAUGAUAACAGAUUUUUUUUCUGUGUCCCAGCAAGCUGGUUUCCGGUGUUCUGCACAGAAUGGCUGCAGCAUAGAAGAAAGCCAUGCAGCCCAUUGAGUUUUUACCCAUUCUAUCUAUGAGCAGUGCACCUGGUCCCUUUUCCCUGCCAUUUUCCUGUAGCUCUGAAAAUUAUUUCUUUUAGGUGCUUAUCCUAGUCUCUUUUGAAUUCUACAGUUGAACCUGCCUUUAUUACUACUCCUGGCAGUGCAUUCGAGAUUUUAACCAAAUGCUAUGCAUAAUAAUAAAAAAUAAUCUUUAUGUCACAUUUGGUUCUUUUGCAAUAUCAAGUCAUUCUGUGAUUUUUGAUCCUUCUGCCCGUGGGACCAGUUCCUCUCUAUCUAAUCUGUCUCUGUCCUUCAUGAUUUAAAUUCCUCUCUUUUGCAACCUCCUUUAUUCCAAGGAGGAGAUCUCCAUCAUUUCCAGACAAUCUGCAUAAAUAAAGCCCUCCAAUCAAGGAAUAAUUUUCAUAACUCUUUUCUGUACCCUCUCCAAAGCCUUCACAUCUUUUCUAAAGUUUGGUGUCUAGAAAUGGACACAGAACUAGUACUUUCAUUAGCUUUCUGUCAUCCUACU
This is a messenger RNA of Pristis pectinata (smalltooth sawfish), 4845 nucleotides long. RefSeq names its product antiviral innate immune response receptor RIG-I-like. The record is from RefSeq and is a predicted model, not a curated record. The transcript has 2 exons. Gene Ontology annotation, biological process: protein monoubiquitination; protein polyubiquitination. NCBI's taxonomy places the organism in Eukaryota, Metazoa, Chordata, Chondrichthyes, Rhinopristiformes, Pristidae. Gene Ontology annotation, cellular component: cytoplasm. The coding region runs from base 331 to 3474 and encodes 1047 amino acids. Gene Ontology annotation, molecular function: ubiquitin protein ligase activity; ATP binding; zinc ion binding.